CCAUUGGUUUCGUCUCUGUUCCAGCCGUUUCGACGCUAUCUUAAAAAACGUAUUUGACUUUAGAAUCAAUUCCCAUUUGCCGAACUAGCUUGAUUAAAAGUUGGUUUAUGUCUUUUCCAUACAAUGUUACUAACAUUACAAAACGGCUACUACAAAGUACCGGUCGCAUUCGCUCACAUUACAAUGAGAGGAAAAUUUGGGGCUAUGUAGCUGUGGCAUUCAAUCAGGUCGACGUGGAUCGUUUGUCAAAAGUGGGCCCAAACCGCCUGUGUGCUGAGUGGGUGCUAAAAAACGGUGGAGGUGUACGCACCGUUGACAGUCCAUCAAAGCUUUGGAAGGAUUACAAUUCUUUGCCACCGGAGUCGAUUAGAUUUCAGGUGAAAGUUAUAGAUGCCUCAAAUGCAUCAAUUAUGAAAAUUGGUUUGGAACACUUAAAAGGCUGUAAUCAAAUUGAUACUGUAAUUUUCCACAAAUGCAAGCACCUCGAAAACGAUGGCCUGGAGGGUCUUACCCACCUAAUUCCAUCGCUGACUCGUCUACAGGUAUCCGGCUGUUACAAUAUAACCGACAAUGGUCUAAAAAUUAUCGGAGAACUGCGGAAUCUAAAGCAGCUGCUGAUCUUUGAUAUGUUGUACGUGAAGGACAUAGAUAUGGUAGCGCGUAAUUUGAUGACUCGCCUGCCUAACUGCGAAGUAAAGGCUACCAAGUUUGGCGUGUAGAUCAAUCAACCCUCAACUAGUCAUUGAAAAUUUCAUGAAAAUGUUAUAUGAAUCUGUAGUUGAUGAUAGUUUUAGCUUUCACAUAACAAUCCCGGACAAUUGUUUACCGUAUUGAAAAAAACACCCAAUUUGUUAAAAAAAAAAAAUAAAUAAAAACUGUUGCUUUUAAA
This is a messenger RNA of Scaptodrosophila lebanonensis, 889 nucleotides long. RefSeq names its product ATP synthase subunit s, mitochondrial. Lineage: Eukaryota; Metazoa; Arthropoda; Insecta; Diptera; Drosophilidae. The transcript has a single exon. Bases 108 to 719 code for a protein of 203 amino acids. The record is from RefSeq and is a predicted model, not a curated record.